Messenger RNA from Lathyrus oleraceus (garden pea), 2625 nucleotides. Its product is annotated as probable serine/threonine protein phosphatase 2A regulatory subunit B''delta. Gene Ontology annotation, molecular function: calcium ion binding; protein phosphatase regulator activity. The record is from RefSeq and is a predicted model, not a curated record. NCBI's taxonomy places the organism in Eukaryota, Viridiplantae, Streptophyta, Magnoliopsida, Fabales, Fabaceae. Gene Ontology annotation, cellular component: protein phosphatase type 2A complex. The coding region runs from base 434 to 2047 and encodes 537 amino acids. The transcript is spliced from 13 exons. Gene Ontology annotation, biological process: protein dephosphorylation.
UCAAGAUGUAUUAUCCAUUAAACUUGAACAUUUAUCAGACUUUAAAAAACACACAAGUCUCUUUUUCUUCGAUCUCAAUUAUUCCUUUCUUCUCCCUCCAAAAUCGCGUGGAUCUCUGCAAAAAGUUCCUCACCAAUAAUCUUCUCUCUCUUUCUAUCGAUUCCACAUAUUAUAUACUGCCAAUCGAUUUCUUCUUCUUAAUAUCAGAAAGAUCUAGGGUUCCGUGCUGAAUCUGCAGCUCCGAAUCUGAAUAUCUCCACCGCAUUUGUUUUCUUCCAUUUCGAUUACGCGGUUUCGAUUCGAAUGCAUUGAAAUUCACUCGUUACGGUGUUGGAAAAAAGGAAACAAAUCAAAUUCAGGAUUCGUUUUUGAGUUCUGUGCUUUUUUGGGAUUUGGUUUUUGAAUGAGAGAUACGGUAACGAAAUUGGUUUAGAUGAGUAUGGAGGUGGUUACUGAUGUGGCGUCAUUGGACGUCGAAUUGUUGCAGCUUCCCGAGUUUUCCACUCUGGCUCUCAAAAGUAAUCUCAAUUUUGUGGAGAAGCUAUUCGAACAGUGGUUGUCCCUUCCCGAAAGUAAUCGAUUGGUAACAUCAUUGCUCAAUGAAGCUAAAUCAGGUGUUCCUCUGAAUGUUCCCGGGAGUUGCUCUAGCCCAAAUGCUGCAAGUAAUUCUUUGCCUUCCAUGUUUCCUGCUGGCACUGCUCCGCCUCUUUCACCAAGAAGUUCAUCAGGUUCCCCUCGCAUUGUGAAACAGAGAGCCGCCCCUUCUAAUUUGGGUUCUCCUUUGAAAGUUGUCAGUGAGCCAAUUAAAGAAGUGAUACCUCAGUUUUUCUUUCAACACGGACGGCCACCUCCAAAUGAUCUAAAAGAACAAUGUCUCUUUAGAACCAGUCAAUUAUUCCAUGAUCACUUGGAUGGACUGCAGGUGCAUGAAUUCAAAUCAAUUACUAAAGAAGUAUGCAAGCUGCCAUCAUUUUUUUCCACUGUACUUUUCAAAAAAAUUGACAACGGAGCUGGUGUUGUGACAAGGGAAGCAUUUAUUGAUUAUUGGAUUAAUGGCAAUAUGUUGACAAUGGAUUUAGCUACUCAAAUAUUCAUAAUUUUAAAGCAACCACAGUUGAAUUACCUAACUCAGGAUGAUUUUAAACCUGUUCUGCGUGAGCUUUUAGCAAGUCAUCCAGGCCUAGAGUUCCUGCAGAGCACGCCGGAGUUUCAAGAAAGAUAUGCUGAAACUGUGGUAUACAGAAUUUAUUAUUACAUUAAUAAAACCGGAAAUGGUCGUAUGACUCUGAGGGAGCUUAGGCGUGGAAACAUAAUUGAUGCAAUGCAACAUGCUGAUGAAGAGGAAGACAUCAACAAGGUUUUGAGGUACUUCUCUUAUGAGCAUUUUUAUGUUAUAUACUGCAAGUUUUGGGAGCUGGAUACAGAUCAUGAUUUCUUGAUAGACAAAGAGAAUCUUAUCAGAUAUGGUAACCAUGCGCUUACCUAUCGAAUAGUUGACAGAAUAUUUUCUCAGGUCCCAAGAAAGUUUACCAGUAAGGUUGAGGGAAAGAUGGGAUAUGAAGACUUUGUUUACUUCAUACUGUCAGAGGAGGACAAAUCAUCUGAACCAAGUCUUGAGUUUUGGUUCAAGUGCAUAGAUUUAGAUGGAAACGGGGUUCUGACAAGGAAUGAACUGCAAUUUUUUUAUGAGGAGCAACUGCACCGGAUGGAGUGCAUGGCCCAAGAGCCUGUGCUUUUUGAGGAUAUAUUAUGUCAAAUAAUUGACAUGAUUGGACCUGAGGAUGAGAGCUAUGUAAAUCUGCGUGACCUGAAAGGAAGUAAACUUUCAGGAAGUGUUUUCAACAUUCUGUUCAAUCUCAACAAGUUCAUGGCCUUUGAAACUCGUGACCCAUUUUUGAUUCGUCAGGAACGUGAGAAUCCAACAUUGACCGAAUGGGAUCGAUUUGCUCAUAGAGAAUAUAUUAGGCUUUCAAUGGAAGAAGACGUAGAAGAUGUCUCUAAUGGAAGUGCAGAAGUUUGGGAUGAAUCACUAGAAGCUCCCUUUUGAAAUAAUUUAUGGAUGAAAAAAGAUUAGUGCCCCAAAAUCUAUGGACUGGCCUUUGUUCAGAUACUUGACACGGUAUCAGCUUUUGAGUUGGAUCAUACCAGCUUUGCUUCUAAUAGUGAGAAAUUCCAAGCUUCAUUAUGGAAUGUGUUAUUGAUGAGCAUACUCCAAGAAUAUUCAGAUUUGCUGGUAGGGACAUAAAUUGAUCAUGGAAGUUUUGUUGCCUUGUACCAAUAUCCAUGCAAAGUGAGGAGUUUUGCUGAGAAAUGAUUUGGAAGAAUGAAUUAUAGACACCAUUAAAAACAUGUUAUUAUUAUUUAGGGACAUCUAAGUUGUUAAGGAACUUAAUAAAUAGAAUGAUUUUCUCACGUUUUGAUCGUUUAGUAGUUUGCUUCAAUGAUCAGAUCUGAAAUUCCUGCUGUUCAAGAUCUGUCAAAAAGUACAUUAGUUUUUCACCUUUGCAUUUGAUUGUCUUUCAAUGAUAUAUAUUUUUCUAGUAAUUGAAAUAUUUAGAGAAUAAUUCUAGACAAGUACUCACUCCAGUCUCAUAAUAGAUGUUCUCUAUUUUUAUUUAUCUUAAA